Molecule: messenger RNA, 582 nt
Organism: Coccomyxa subellipsoidea C-169
Lineage: Eukaryota; Viridiplantae; Chlorophyta; Trebouxiophyceae; Coccomyxaceae
Product: ArfGap-domain-containing protein
Exons: 5
Biological process (GO): COPI coating of Golgi vesicle
Molecular function (GO): GTPase activator activity
Source: RefSeq, a predicted model, not a curated record
GUGGACUCCACCGAAUAACCCGGUUAGUGGUAUCAGCGAGGCAGCGGGGCUCUAGCUCAGAUCCCCUGGUGCUGAAAGUGUCGACAAGUGAGGACUCCCUGGUCGCAAAGGGAUUGGAGCAGGAUGGGGGAGGUGGCCAAAUUCGAAAGGGACGCUCUAUUUAAGAAGCUAAGAGCCAAACCAGAGAACAAGGUCUGUUUUGAUUGUCCAGCGAAGAACCCCACCUGGUCCUCUGUACCGUAUGGCGUCUUCAUCUGUCUCACCUGUGCCGGAGUGCACCGAAGCUUGGGUGUCCACCUUAGCUUUGUCAGGUCAACCACUCUGGACACCUGGACUGAGGACCAAUUGAAGAUCAUGAGCGUGGGAGGGAAUGGCAGAGCACGUCAGUUCUUCAAGCAGCAUGGCUGGUCAGAGCUGGGGUCUGACAAGAUCGAGCAGAAGUACACGUCACGCGCGGCGCAGCUGUACCGCCAGCAGCUGGCCAAGGACGCAGCCAAGCUCUCGGCGGUGCCCAAGCCCAAUGCUAUUUCCGACAGCGCCCCCGCGCCGCCGCCGGCCGCGCCUGAGCCGGCCUUGAACGGC